AUGGCAGACGAAUCAAGAACUGUCAUAACACCAGACCAAUCGGUCACAAUAGGGCAAUUGUUGCAACUGUUCAAACAGUUAAACUCCAACCAACCGCCCACUGAAACCGUAACCAACACCCAUACCCUCUCCAUCUCAGAGAAAUUAACAAACCAGAAUUACACAAAAUGGUCUAGGCUGAUGCACUUAGCCAUUAGUGGACGAGAUCGUCUCAAUCACAUCAUUGACGACCCGCCUUCCACAAACGACCCAUCGUACAGCCAGUGGAUCAAACGUGACUCGAUUGUUAUCUCAUGGAUUUUAGAGAAUAUAGAUUCUGACUUAAUGAAUCAGUAUCUCGAUUUCCCAACAGCCAAAGCUUUGUGGCAAGGGAUUGAAACUCUUUACAGUAGUGGGAGAGAUGGCCUGCAAAUAUUCGAUCUGACAGUCAAAACCAACAAAAUACAACAAGGAACCGACACAAUUGAAACAUAUUAUAGCAAGCUAAUCAUGCUAUGGAAAGAAAUCGACAGAAGGCAACCAAACCCAAUGAAAGAUCCAGACGACAUCAUCGUUUACAGUCAAUUAAUCCAAAAAAAUCGAUUAUACCAAUUCUUAGCAGGAAUCCAUCAGACGUUCGACAAGGAUAGACGUGACCUCUUACUUUUAGACCCACUUCCUACAGUGGAGGAGGCCUAUGCAAGUAUAAGAAGAGAAAUAUUAAGGCGUGGAAUCAUGAAAACGGAGCCCUCAUUAAAUGUGGAAUCACCGGGCUCCGGUGGAGUUUUCUCGGCAAAAGGAAGGAUUUACCGACGUGAGGAUGACAAACCUCACCUCAAAUGCACCCACUGUGGAGGCACAAGACAUACAAAGAACGAGUGUUUUAAACUUGUAGGCUACCCGAAAUGGUGGCCAGAUGAAAAAAAGAGGGGGGAAAGAAAACCAGCACGUUUUCUGGAGCAAAAUCGGACCGGACAAGUAGCAAUGGGAUGGAGUACUGAGGGACAUGCAUCUAUAGAUGAAGCUGAAAGGAAAAGGCAAGAACGUACCAGAGAAGCCAUGAAGGAACCAGACGAAGAAGGUACCAGAAGAAGCAAAGAGGGAAUUUCUCUCUCCUUCUCAAACGGCGCAGCAGUAGGGUUAGAAGGGGGGAGUGAGGAGGAAAGGCUCCCUCUGCAGCCUUUAAAUAGGGAAGCAGUAGGGGUUUUAAAAAGGGGAAGGGGGUCACGUGUACCCUUGCUCCCAAACCAAAAUUUUUCAUCCUCUUUUAAUGUUUCAUCUUAUUUUAAGGAGGGUUGGAUCUUUGAUUGUGGUGCUACCGAUACAAUGUCAUUUGACCCGAUUGAUUUUUUGACUCAUGACAUACCUAGGAAAGACAUCAUUAAAACCGUGAAUGGGGAAGGGAUUAAAGAUGUUCAGACAGGAAAAAUCAUUGGGCGUGGUAUUGAGAGAGAUGAACUGUAUUACUUGGAAGAGGAGACUCAAAAAGGCAAAGCGACACUUGUUCGCGGGCUAGAGGAAAGACAACUAUGGCAUCGACGUCUGGGACAUCCAUCUGUAGGGUAUUUAGAAAAACUUUUUCCUAAUUUUGUAGGGUUAAAACCUGCGUUUAAGUGUGAAACAUGUAUUCUUGCAAAGAGUCACAAACAUUCGUAUUCUAAUAGCUUGAAUAAAGUUGAUGUGCCCUUUAUGCUUGUUCAUUCUGAUGUGUGGGGCCCUGCUCCAGUUAAAUCUGAAGUUUUUCAUGUGUUCGUUGAGUUCUAUAAUAUGAUCUGUACCCAAUUUCAAAACCAACCCCGCAUGCUCCGAACCGACAAUGGUAGAGAAUAUAUCAAUUCUAACAUGGACCUAUUCUAUAAACAAAAAGGCCUCAUACAUCAAACAUCUUGUCCUAACACAACCCAACAAAAUGGCGUGGCGAAACGGAAAAAUCGUACACUUCUUGAGAUGACCCGUGCUAUUAUGCUUGACUCUCGUGUUCCCACUCAUCUUUGGCCGGAAGCUAUCGCUACUGCCAAUUACAUUACCAAUAGACUUCCCACUUAG
Amaranthus tricolor (Joseph's coat) is the source of this 2025-nucleotide messenger RNA. RefSeq lists its product as uncharacterized. Gene Ontology annotation, molecular function: nucleic acid binding. The record is from RefSeq and is a predicted model, not a curated record. Gene Ontology annotation, biological process: DNA integration. Lineage: Eukaryota; Viridiplantae; Streptophyta; Magnoliopsida; Caryophyllales; Amaranthaceae. The transcript has 3 exons. The coding region runs from base 1 to 2025 and encodes 674 amino acids.